GCCGGCCGCCUGUCAGAGGGAGGUGACGAUGGAGCGCCCGGUGGUGGCAGCGGCGGCGACGGCUUCCUUGGUCGGACGGCAGGGAGAAGAUGACUGACCGACCGACUAGAUGAAUGAAUGAAUGGCGGAGCCGAGCGCGCCAUGAGGAGCCUGCCAAGCCUGGGCGGCCUCGCCCUGUUGUGCUGCGCGGCCGCGGCAGCCGCUUCAACAGCCCCGGCGGGGAAUGUCACUGGUGGCGGCGGGGCCGAGGGGCAGGUGGUCGCGUCGCCCAACCCCGGGCUGCGGGACCAAGCCAGCCACCCCUUCCCUAAGGCCGAGGCUCCCACGGCGCAGGCCCCGCGGACCGGCCCCCCGCGCACCACGAUCCUCAGAACUGGGGCUGCGACCCCGUCGACCGGCUACCUGGAGACCACUCCGUUCCGCACCACCGCAGGACCGGCUGCCACCCCCUUCCCGGUCCUCAGCCCCUCACCCGCCACCCCUUCGGAGGAAGGACGCACUCACGCCACCGAAUCACCGCCCUCCAGACCCGCGCCCACCACCCUUGCGAGCACAGCUGGCCAGGCGCCGACCACCUCUGUAGUCACCACCGCUCAGGCUCCCAGCACUCCCGGGACCACGGCCGCCGAGUCUCAGGACAGUAGCAGCAGCAGCAACAGCGUCCCGCCCACCGCACCUGCCACCGAAGCCCCUGCUCCGCCUACCCCAGAGUAUAUGUGUAACUGUUCUGAGGUUGGAAGCUUGGAUGUGAAACGCUGCAACCAGACCACAGGGCAAUGUGAUUGUCAUCUGGGUUAUCAGGGACUUCAUUGUGAAACCUGUAAAGAGGGCUUUUACCUGAAUCACACUGUUGGUCUCUGUCUGCCAUGUCACUGCAGUCCACAUGGAGCCCUUAGCAGUCUCUGUAACAGUUCUGGGAAUUGCCAAUGCAGAGUAGGUGUCACCGGCUCCAUGUGUGACCAAUGCCAAGAUGGACAUUAUGGCUUUAGUAAGACAGGAUGCUUGCCCUGUCAGUGCAACAACCGGUCUGUUAGUUGUGAUGUUCUUACAGGUGCUUGUUUAAACUGCCAGGAAAAUAGCAAAGGGGAUCACUGUGAAGAAUGCAAAGAAGGAUUUUAUCAGAGUCCCGAUGCUACUAAAGAAUGUCGUCGCUGCCCUUGUUCAGCAGUGACUUCUACAGGCAAUUGCACCAUAGAAUCUGGUGAAUUGGAGCCUACAUGUGUCCAGUGUAAAGAUGGUUACACAGGCCAGAACUGCAAUCAAUGUGACAAUGGCUAUUACAAUUCUGACAGCAUCUGCACACCAUGUGAAUGCCAUGGCCAUGUGGACCCAACUAAUACUCCAAAGAUUUGCAAGCCUGAGAGUGGUGAGUGCAUCAACUGCCUUCAUAACACCACUGGGUUCUGGUGCGAGAACUGCCUAGAAGGCUAUGUUCGAGACCUUCAGAGAAACUGCAUCAAGCAAGAAGUUAUUGUUCCAACUCCUGAAGGUUCUACCAUUUUGGUUUCCAAUGCUUCUUUGAGCACAUCAGUGCCCACCCCUGUUUUAAAUAGUACAUUUGCCCUCACAACCCUACAGACUAUCUUUUCAGUAAGCUCUUCUGAGAACAGCACCUCAGCUCUCGCUGAUGUAUCAUGGACCCAGUUUAACAUCAUCAUUUUGACAGUCAUCAUCAUUGUGGUAGUGCUGCUAAUGGGAUUUGUAGGAGCUGUGUACAUGUACCGAGAGUACCAAAACCGGAAACUCAAUGCUCCCUUUUGGACCAUCGAGCUGAAAGAAGACAAUAUCAGUUUCAGCAGCUACCAUGACAGCAUCCCUAAUGCAGAUGUGUCAGGAUUGUUGGAGGAUGAUGGCAAUGAAGUGGCUCCCAAUGGGCAACUGACCCUGACAACACCCAUUCAUAACUACAAAGCCUGAGGAGCUGAGCAGUUUUCCUGGAUUGUCAGGACACAUGCUCACUAAAACAGCAUCUGCCCUCUGGCCACACAGAAUCUGGGUAGAGUUUGCUGAGAAUGGUGUCGUGUGAAUAAACUGUUCAGGUACAAACUGUAGUGCGCUUAGCCUGUGUGUUACUCUUAAUUUCCCAUGAAGAUCUGAAGCACUCAUCAUCUUGAGGACUUGAAGUAAAGUAUAUUUUUGUAGCAAACCACAUGUGUGCAUGGAAAGGCUGAAUCCCACAGAGCGGCCUGAGUCUACCUGGCCUCUCAAUAGACUGCUGGGAAAGUGUUCACCUCAUCAGCCAUGACAGAAUGAUGAUUUGGAGGAAAAAGGCUGGUGGAAGACUUCAUCUCCAUUUUGGAAACAUUUUUUAAAGGCGAGGCAGGGAUUAAGCUUAUUUUAUUGUACUAAGACAUAUAACUGAGGAAAAGCUGGUAUCUAGGCUAUACCACAGUUAAAAAAAAAAUCUUGAUUGUGUGUAAAAAAGACUAAGGGUAAAGAAGUCCCAAGAGAAUCUGUAGAAGAGCUUUCCUCCCAAAAGUCUCCUUCAAGGAUGGGAUUAAAGCACAGGAUAAGCUUCUGUGGUGAGGGCAGGCACAGCACCCAGAGAGCAGAAAGUUGAUGGACCUCCUCAGGGGAGGUUUCUGCCUUUAAAGAAACAAGGUGUACAUAAUUAAUGUAGCAUAUCUGCUCAACAUUGUACUUGUAUCUAUUUGUAAAAAAUCAUGUCCUAUUUUAUCAUCUAGACUCUAUCUGUACAGCUGUUAAUGGUGUUGUAAAAAGAAGAUAUAGAAAAUUGGUUAAAAUUCUGUAAAAUAGGUAGCAAUUUUGCUAAAGCUGGGACUCUGGUGAGUAUCAGUCAUUUUAGUCCCUGUUUGGACACUGUUGAAAUUUAUAAAAGAUCAAAUGUUUUUAAUCUUUCCUCUCUCAACCUAGAGUCGUAUGUCUUUGACUUACUAUAGAUUCAAGCAAUAGAUUUUGAAGGCUGCAAUUGUUAAGCUAGAACACAGGCUACAUUCUCCGGACUCACCAAAUUAGCCACACUGUGUUUUACAAUGUUUGUUGUAAACAUCCUCAGGAAAAGACUUCUUUCCUGAAUGUAAAAGACAGUCUUCCAAAGGAUAGAAAUGUUAAAUUCAAAAAGAAAAGCCAUCACAUCACUUGGGGUCCCUCGUUUUGUUUGUUUGUUUUGUUUGUUUUGUUUUGUUUUUUAUGCCCAUGAAGUAUUUAUGUGCCUCCCAUAACCUCCAAAGUACAGGCCUCUGACAUUUGGGCAUAAUCUAUCACCCACACAUCAUAAAGUAUGUUUGGCUUCUCAGUGUUAGAGUUCAUUAUUCUUCAUGUCUGGGCAUAGGGUCUCUCUGAUUGGGUGUGUAUUUAGUUCUUGCUUUCGAUACCAUUUUUCCCUGAGGCCAAGUACUACUGCUUUUAUGUGUUAUAUAUAUAUCCACAGGUUGUACAUUAGGAGAGACAAGAAAGUUGGUCCAGACUAUGAAGUAGUUAGGAAAAAUGAAAACAGAGACGACAUAGGAAAUUCAGACUCCUUUGCUUAAUUUCCUCAGACAGAAAAACAUAAAUUUUGGUCAUUCUCAGUAGGAGACCCCCACCUUUUUCUCAGGGUUUGGAGAUGACUGUAGACUAGAGGAUCCGUAGGUAACCUGAAGGUGCUCUGCAUAUUUGGCUGUCUUUAUGAAAGUAGACAUUAUAUUUCAUUGUACUGAAACUAUUUACAUGUAGCUGAUUGAUUGCAUUUGAGUCUAUGGGUUUAAUCCCAAGAAUUACAGAAUAUAUUAAUAUUUUUAUUGCUCUGUCAUAUACAAAACACUUUUCCAUGUGUGUUCUUUGAGCCUCACCAUAUCCUCCUUGGGAAGUAGUCUUGUACCCAUUUUAUAGAUGAAGAAACUGAGAUACAGAGAGGUUAAAUUAUUCAGGAUUAUAUAAUGUGUAUCAUUAUUAUUCUUGGAAUCAUUCUUACAUCUACUGAGUAGACAUUUGGCUCGGUGAUAACAUAUAAAUCUACUAGCCAUGAGCCCUAGAAAACUGGAAUGAGGAUUCCCAUUUGUGGAUGCUUCUAAUAGACCCUCUGUAUGCUCUUCAGUGUGCUUACUCCCCUGUGUGUGAGGGGGAGGGUUGUCUCGCAGAUACAAUUUUAGGGCCACAUAGUUACAAAGGACUUUGUGGAAAGAACACAGGAUAAUUUCAAUCUAAAGUCAGGAUUCAUGAUGAGAAAGCAAAAGCUGCCAAUUAUUGUUUAUUAAAAUGGUGAAUUCCUGUAAUGGGGAGGGGAGUGGUGAGACUUUUCCUAGAAGUUGUAGCACAACUGUGUGUUGACUGUACAUCACACAAUUCCAAAGCAUUGUGCACAGUGAUUGCCUCCCCAAUACUCCAUCUUCUGCCAAGAAUAAAGGUAAGGAGAUAAAAGCAAACAGUUUUUAAACAGAUACUUAAUAAAUAAAUAAGGAGUGUUUGUAUGAGUUUAAGAGCUAAAGUCAAAUAGUUAAGAUUCCAGUUUAAUAGCGAUUCCCUGAAACAAAUCUUAAGAGCUAACACAGAAACUAAAUCACAAAUGUUUAUCCAAGUACCUGUUAAUGGCUCCGAAGUCAUGUUCUUGAUUUUUCACAAUGAAGAAAAGUAUAGCCUUAAAUGUGUUUUAAACAACAUUUUUAGGGACCCCAGUGCUCUGCUUGUAGAAAUAAUUCUACUCUAAAGGUAACCAUGAGGGGAUCUCUCCUUGAAAGUAGAGUAGAAAACCAGUGUAAAACAAAACACAGUGCAGGGUUUUCAUUCCUUUGGAGGCAUCACCAACCAGCACCAGGAGUUCUCUGGAAAGCCUAGUGUUGGAACAAUUUUUGUCUAAGGAUUGAAAAAAAAUGUUCUUUUUAAUAUAUAAUACCUACAUGAACCUUACUGAGACAUGAUCAUCACUGGUAUGAAUGAACUGAUGCUUGCAUCUUCAUUAGCUCAUCUUAGUAAGCCUUGUGCAUUUCUUUCUUUUUUCCUUUUUUUUUUUUUCUUUUUGGAAGAGACAUUGUCUUUGCAUACUUUUAUUUCACAAGUAUAUUACUAAAACAAUUUUGGGACAUUCCUAAGUACUCACACGAAGGUGUGUUCAUAUCCAUUAUAUAAUCAGCCAUAGGUCAUGCUUUAUCUAUAAAGAAUGACACCUGUGCAUUUCUGCUAGGUAGAUGUGGUAGUGUCAAGCAUGUCUUUGACCUCCUUUAUCACCACCAUCCUCCACAUUGCUUCCCAGGGCUCUCAUUUACAGUUUUUCCAACUACAGAGAAAGCAAAAUGAUAAUGAAAUCUCUUAUUUAUAUGAAGGUCUUAUGGACUCAGUGCAUCAUUUUUCCCAGGGAUAGUUGGAUUUUAAGAGAGGGCAACAGGACAGACAUGGGCUGGGAAGAUACAUUUCUUUUAACAACACUAUCUAAAUCCCAAAAGGUAACACUUUUCUUUACUCCCAAUAUUCCCAGAAUCAUUAAUCAUCAAAGCAAUACUCACAGACAUACUAGUUAAUUUGAGUUAUCUGAUCAUCAAGAUAUUGUGUUUUAGAACAGAGUCAGUUGGAGCUUGAUUAUGUAUCAUUUACCCUGGUCCAUUUUGUUUUGUUUUUCCAUGCUUGUAAAUGUAAGAUUAAUUCUAAUGACUGUCUCUAGAUUCUUAUAUUUUGAAGUAGUAUGUGGAUAGGAGUUGGGUUUCUUCAUUUCAUAAGGAAAUCUCUCUGACAAAAUAUUCAGAAUAAGUUAAAAGAAUUCAGUGGAAUUGUUAGGUCAACAGAAAUCUUAGUGACCACACACACACAUGACAAAACAAAACAAAACAAAAAUUAAAAAAAAUUUAGCUUGUUGCUUUUGACAGCAAAUGGUUUAGGGGCUGAAAUGAGUUUGGUGUCCAUGUGCAGAGCUGGGGGAGGUGAUGGGAGGUUAAUUUGUCUUUUUCUUUCACCCUGAGCCAGUGGCUAUGCCAUGGGGAGAAGCAGGAAGGAGACAGUGAUCAAUCUGAAGAAGUCAAAUAAUAGCACAUGGCUAAAGGUAUGGAUCAUUAAAAUGGCAGUGGUUUGAAUGAUACUUUUCCAAAGGUAUCAAGGAUCUUCCUUGUUGCUUAUGCAUACGCAGAAACUUUAGCUGCCCUGGAGUCAGUGAGCCCAGAGCUUCAGAUUCAUGCUAACCCAAAGCUACAUGACUUCUAGUCGACUUUUAAUGCUAGGCACAAGCUCUCUGUACUCUUAAAUUUCGGCCCAGUCAAUUAGGGAAUGUUUCACAAAAUUAAGCUUGUAUUUAUGUCACUAAAUCCUAACCCAAAAUCUAAAAACAUGUCUCCUAUGUGUGCUGUACUAGGCUUCAUGAUGCAUUUCUAAAGUUGUGUAUGAUUUGAAUAUAUGAAAGAAUUUAUACAAGAGUGUUAUUUAAAAUUAUUAAUAAAUGUAUAUAAUUUGUA
Molecule: messenger RNA, 6374 nt
Organism: Psammomys obesus (fat sand rat)
Lineage: Eukaryota; Metazoa; Chordata; Mammalia; Rodentia; Muridae
Gene: Megf9
Product: multiple EGF like domains 9
Exons: 6
Coding region: 118-1917 (599 amino acids)
Biological process (GO): axon guidance
Cellular component (GO): basement membrane
Molecular function (GO): extracellular matrix structural constituent
Source: RefSeq, a predicted model, not a curated record